CCAAUAUUUGAGAGAUCUGGAUUUGUUUAGAUUCUGCUUCGCAUCAACCUCACUUGGUUGGAGAAGAGUCAUCCUGGACAAAUUAAUUCUCAAUUUGCCAAGGUCAACUGAUUCUUCAUCUCUCAACCAAUGAACUGAUAUAUCCAAUUUAAGAAGUCCUCGUUGCCAAGGGUCUGAUCUAACAUCGGAGAAAGUCUCCAAACACCCCGUAGUGUUUUCUGCCGAGGUCAGAAUCCCACCCCGCCCGCGCAAUAUGCUUACCGAGAAUUUCGCACCACUUUUGCUCUUCUAUCAGAGUAAAUCAAAGGUAAUCGACCACCGCAUUAUGUUUUCUGCGAUGUCGAUCUCCUCUGCCGAGCGAUGAGAAUCCCGCACCGGCAGCUCAGUAUCGCUGCCCACCAGGGAUUCGGACGCCAGUUUUGCUCAGGUGCGUCCGCUGUCGAAUCUCACGCCUUCUCACUGCUUGAGAAGUGCGCCAGCCUCUCCCACCUUCAGCAGAUCCACGCCUUUCUCAUCACCAGCGGUCUCGGCCGGACCCAGUUCCUCGUCUUCAAACUCAUCCGGCUCUGCACACUUGCUCUGUCCAAUUUGAGCUACGCCCGCCGGAUCUUCGACGGGUUGGAGAACCCCAACGUCUAUAUAUGGACCGCCAUGAUCACCGCCUACGCUCAGGAGAGCCACGCGCCGGAUUGCCGCGUUGCUUUUAUUCUUUACACUCGUAUGCAUCGGAAAGACGCAUACCCACGUUCUGAAAUCUGGGUUUCAUGGCUAUACUGUGGUGCAGACCGCCUUGGUUGACGCUUAUGCGAAGUGCGGGGAGGUUGAGAUGGCGCGCCAACUGUUUGAUGAAAUGUCUGAAAGGAAUGUGAUCUCAUGGACUGCGAUGGUUUUUGGAUACACAAAAUUUGGGAGAAUGGGUGAAGCUGUUCUAUUGUUUGAUAAUAUGCCGGUGAGGGAUCCGCCGUCUUGGAAUGCCAUGAUCGCGGGUUUUGCGCAGAAUGGUAUGUUCGGGGACGCCGUGUCGAUGUUUAGGAGGAUGGUGGUCGAGGGCUAUAGACCGAAUGAGACCACCGUGGUGUGUACACUGUCAGCAUGUGGUCAUCUGGGGACUCUGCAGAUUGGGGAAUGGGUUCAUGGUUUUGUUCACAAGAGCGGCAUCGGCAGCAGUUGUUUUGUGGGCAAUGCGCUUAUAGACAUGUAUGGCAAGUGUGGGAGUUUGAAAGAGGCUCGCAGCGUCUUUGAUUUCUUGAGCCUAAGAAGCAUAGCAUCUUGGAACUCGCUUGUUAAUGGACUUGCACUUCAUGGGUACAGCAGUGACGCCAUUGCUGUGUUUAGAGAGAUGCUGCAGACAGGGGCCAAGCCAGACGAGAUAACAUUUGUUGGGGUGCUGAAUGCUUGUGUUCAUGGAGGAAUGGUUAAUGAAGGGUGGGAAUUCUUUUUGAGUAUAAACAGGGAUUAUGGGAUUAAGCUCCAGAUUCAACACUAUGGCUGCAUAGUGGAUCUACUUGGCCGUGCUGGUAAACUCGAAGAAGCAGUGGAGGUAAUAAAGAAUAUGGAGGUGGAACCAGAUGAAGUGGUGUGGGGUGCAUUGUUGAGUGGCUGCAGAGUUCAUGGAAACCGGAGCUUGGCUGAUUACUCUGCAACCCAGUUGCUUGACCUUGAUCCCCAAAAUGCAGCGUAUCUUUUGCUGCUCGCUAACAUGUAUAGUGAAUCUGGGAGGUGGGAAGAUGUUGGGAAGACCAGGAAAAUGAUUCGGGAGAGAGGUGUGCUGAAAACUCCAGGUUGCAGUUGGAUUGAAAUUGAAAACAUAGUUCAUGAGUUCUACUCUGCAGAUAAGCAGCAUCCACAGGCUGGCGAAAUCUGCGAGGCAUUGGAAAGUUUGCUUCUGUUCUCAAAGGAUCUCGGCAAUUACAUCGACAUGAAUUCAUUGAAUUGUGAUUCAACUUGAUGCAUGCCAACCAUAUGUUUUAUACCCUUUAACAGGAUGAAGCUCCUUUCUUCAUCCCCAUGACCCUCUAGAAGAAAUGGGGAAUUCCAGCGGAUUUGCACAGAAUUGUGGAUGUGUUAUACGCUUCUUUUAUGGGGACAUCGUUUGGCAUCCUCGCAUUUUUGGUGGAGUCUAUUACAAUCGAUUGAUCCACUAUCCGCUUUUAGUAUCAGAAGCAUGUCCGAAUGGGUCCAUUAGUUGAAGCUUGCACCGGAAAACGUUGCCCAACGUCAAUCGUCAUGGAGCCAGCGCUCGCUGUUUCUCUUUGGUUCUGAAGUAGAUCAGCUGAUCUAUCAGAUGACCAUCAGUUUGUAAUGUAUCACAGUGGCCGUCUAAAUCCAGCCUAGGGAGCUCCAUCACCCUGGCUACAAUGCUGAGCGAACUUAAAAGUAUUCAAGUUGAAGGUGGUCAAGAAUUUGAUUUUUGGAAUACAUUUCUUGGCAAGAAUUAGAUCAUUUUCCUUUUCA
This is a messenger RNA of Nymphaea colorata (pocket water lily), 2454 nucleotides long. RefSeq names its product pentatricopeptide repeat-containing protein At1g33350-like. Lineage: Eukaryota; Viridiplantae; Streptophyta; Magnoliopsida; Nymphaeales; Nymphaeaceae. Gene Ontology annotation, molecular function: RNA binding; protein binding. The transcript has 2 exons. The record is from RefSeq and is a predicted model, not a curated record. Bases 361 to 798 code for a protein of 145 amino acids. Gene Ontology annotation, biological process: RNA modification.